AUGCAGUACAGUAGGUCACAAGGUGAUGGUGGCGGUAAGGUGCGCUGCUGCUGUAAGUCGAGUGUCCUGAGCCUUGAGUUGCGUUGUGAGAGGAGUGUUGUGCGUAUGCUGUGCUGUGCUGUGCUGGCCAGCCUGGUGAGGAGCUGCACCGUUCGGGGCCACAGCGCAGACCUCUUGCAGAAAGCGAAUUCUAGCUCUUCUCUCUUCUAUCGCCUCUCGCAGACGGGGGCACGCCCGGUCUCUUCGGCAAAAUCCUGCCGCCCGUAUCGUGUGUCUGUCUGUGGUAGACACUCCGACACGCUGCCUGACUACUGUGCAUCUACAAUCAUCUGUCAAGCUGCGUGGCUUGCCAUCGACACUUUCUUAUCCUAG
Molecule: messenger RNA, 372 nt
Organism: Pseudozyma hubeiensis SY62
Lineage: Eukaryota; Fungi; Basidiomycota; Ustilaginomycetes; Ustilaginales; Ustilaginaceae
Exons: 2
Coding region: 1-372 (123 amino acids)
Source: RefSeq, a predicted model, not a curated record